CGUCGUUUUCAAAUGAGAUGAAACGACGUCGUUUUCAAAUGAUUUUAAAAUAAAAAAAAAAAGUAAAUCCUUGGUUUUGAACUCAAGUUGGUUGGGACAAAUAACAAGGCAUUUUACCACCGGACUACUGACACUUUCAAUGAGGUUACAAACACAUUUAAUUUUAUUUGGUACUGAUUGAAUAUAAAAAAAAUCUCUACAAACUUAAAAAGAUCUUUAAAAUUCCAAAAAAUAUAUAAAAGUUCAAGAAAAAGUAAUAUUAAAAUUAAAUUAUAAAUAAUUUUUUUUUAUUAAAAAUGAAAAAAAUCCAAAAUAAUCUCCAAGAGCUUUGCAGAGCCCAUCUAAUAUCGAUUACGACUUUGAGCAACGUUCUCGACAUUCUUGAGAUGUCCACGAUCCCUUCAGACAACCGUUUGAAGAGUUGGGCCACAUUCUUUAUCGUAACACACAUGGAAGAAAUCGUUUAUACCAGUAAAUACAAAUUAUUUGUUCACCAGAAUCCCGAUCUAGGUUUGGAUAUUACACAGCUUUUUGUGGAUGCUUUGAGAUCCGAAUUUGGGUACACAGAUCAACAGCUGAGGUCUGCAGUUCUGCCUAAACCAUAAGUUUAAUUACUUUCUAGACAUGUUAAACUUUUGUUGUUACCACUUUUAUUAGAAUCCGUCAAAGAUAGUUUUCAGAAUUUAUCACAAUUUCAAGUACUUUAGUUUCAUGUUUCUGUCUUAUAGUAUUGUAAGCAAAUGCAGCAAUCUAAUUAAUACUAAUCGUCACAAGCUCCCCUAAGUUCUAGAACACUUUAUAUAUCAAUUAUGUUACAUGAGAACCAAUGUACGUACGACGAGCUAGAGAUCAAAAAGUCAUAUCAUAUGUCUUUCUGUGAUAAAAAAUAUCUUUCACGAAAUACUCUUUAUUGGAAGUUAUUGAGCACAAGCCUACAAUUGCAUAAUAUUCUUUGGUCAAAUAUUCAUUCAACUCACCGCGUGACGUGACAAUACCUUAAUUUGACCAACGCAAAUGAAAACGUGUAUAUAAAGAGGACUUGCAUUAGUCGUAUAUCCAUUAAUUCUAACCUCCACAACCUCAAACAUGGCUGAACAACCUCUCAACGGUGCCUUCUACGGUCCAUCAGUCCCACCACCGGCUCCUAAAGGCUACUUCCGCCGACCCGGGCACAGCCGCGGUUGUGGCUGCUGCCUCCUCAGCUUCGUUGUCAAAGUCAUCAUAGCCAUUAUUGUCAUCCUUGGCAUAGCCGCUCUUAUCUUCUGGCUCAUCGUCCGUCCUCGCGCCAUCAAGUUUCACGUGACCGAAGCGUCUCUUACGCGCUUUGAACACACUUCCCCGGACAACAUUUUAAGGUAUAACCUAGCCCUCACAGUUCCUGUCCGCAACCCUAACAAGAGGAUCGGAGUCUACUACGACAGGAUCGACGCUCAUGCGUACUACGAUGGAAAGCGGUUUAGUUCCACCACGUUAGCUCCUUUCUAUCAAGGACACAAGAACACGACCGUUCUCAGACCAAUGUUCCAAGGCCAAAACCUUGUUAUGUUCAACGCCGGAGAGUUACGGACUUACAACGAGGAGAGUAUCGCCGGAGUUUACAAUAUUGAGAUCAAAUUUAGGCUUAGGGUUAGGUUUAAGCUUGGGGACUUGAAGUCUCGGAGGGUUAAGCCUAAGGUUAACUGCGAGGAUAUAAGGCUUCCUUUAAGUACGUUCAACGGAACUACAACCUCCGCUACCGUUCUCCCUCUCAAGUGCGACUUCGAUUUUUAAGUCUUUGGUUUCAUCAUGUUCCAUUCCACCAUACGUAUUGGUUCGUUUAUUAUUAUUUUUUUUAUGCAACAUUACGACUUAUUUUCUACAGAGCCUUUUUGUAUACAUAUGUACUCAUCUUCCGUGUUCAUUAUUAUAUAUAAAUAAAACAUUAUUUUAUGUAGUUUAUUGA
Messenger RNA from Brassica rapa (field mustard), 1942 nucleotides. Its product is annotated as NDR1/HIN1-like protein 10. NCBI's taxonomy places the organism in Eukaryota, Viridiplantae, Streptophyta, Magnoliopsida, Brassicales, Brassicaceae. Gene Ontology annotation, biological process: defense response to other organism. Gene Ontology annotation, cellular component: plasma membrane; plasmodesma. The record is from RefSeq and is a predicted model, not a curated record.